Molecule: messenger RNA, 1867 nt
Organism: Cavia porcellus (domestic guinea pig)
Lineage: Eukaryota; Metazoa; Chordata; Mammalia; Rodentia; Caviidae
Product: lysine-specific demethylase 4D-like
Exons: 1
Coding region: 1-1827 (608 amino acids)
Biological process (GO): chromatin remodeling; regulation of gene expression
Cellular component (GO): nucleus; chromatin
Molecular function (GO): histone H3K9 demethylase activity
Source: RefSeq, a predicted model, not a curated record
AUGGAACCUGAGCAGUUUGGCACCCAGAAGCCAAGGUCCACAGUCAUGACCUUCCGGCCAACCAUGGAGGAGUUUGCAAAUUUCAGCAAAUACAUUGCCUACAUGGAAUCCCAGGGUGCUCAUAAAGCUGGCCUAGCCAAGGUCAUUCCUCCCAAGGAAUGGAGAGCCAGAGCAUCUUAUGACAAUAUCAGUGACCUCUUAAUAGCCACUCCUCUGCAGCAGGUGGUCUCUGGACAGGCAGGUGUGUUCACUCAAUUCCAUAAAAGGAAGAAAGCCAUGACAGUGCAGAAGUUCAAGCAUCUGGCCAACAGUGCAAAGUACCAGGCUCCUCCGCACCAGAGUUUUGAAGAUUUGGAGAGAAAGUACUGGAAGAAUCACCUCUGUGGUUCCCCAAUUUAUGGUGCUGACAUCAGUGGCUCUUUGUUUGAUGAAAACACAAAGCAGUGGAACCUUGGGCACCUGGGAACCAUUCUGGAUCUGUUGGAGCAGGAGUGUGGAGUUGUCAUCCAGGGUGUCAACACACCCUACCUCUACUUUGGCAUGUGGAAGACCACAUUUGCGUGGCACACGGAGGACAUGGACCUCUACAGCAUCAACUACCUGCACUUUGGGGAGCCCAAAACGUGGUAUGCAGUGCCCCCAGAGCAUGGCAAACGCCUGGAGAGGCUGGCCAGGGAGCUUUUCCCAGGCAGUUCCCGAGUCUGCAGAGCAUUCCUGAGGCACAAGGUGGCUCUCAUCUCACCCACAGUGCUCAGGAACAAUGGGAUCCCCUUUAACUGCAUGACUCAGGAGGCUGGGGAGUUCAUGGUGACAUUUCCCUAUGGCUAUCAUGCUGGCUUCAACCACGGCUUCAACUGUGCAGAGGCCAUCAAUUUUGCCACCCCUCGGUGGAUUGAUUAUGGUAAAGUGGCUUCUCAGUGCACCUGUGGGGAGGUGAAGGUCAGCUUUUCCAUGGAUGCAUUUGUGCGCAUCCUGCAACCUGAGCGCUAUGAGUUGUGGAAAUGUGGACAAGAUGUGGUCACUGUGGAACACACUGGAUGCAGGGUGCCUGUUAGGCAGGAGCUGAUCUCGGGGAGGAAAGUGCGCUUUCAUGGGAAGAGAUCUAACUCCCAACAGAGGCACCUGCCUAGUGGGGAAGGCUUGAGUCUCAGUGAUACAGAGGACUCAGGGCACAGUCACAGCACUGUUUUGCCUCCUGUGAAGAGACACUGUUCCUCCUCCAACAGUGAAUUGCUUAUCAACAGCUACGAGAGACCCACCCAGAUCCAGUCCUUUACUCCUUCUGCUCUGCUCUCAUCAGAUUUCCUUCCCUCAACAGGCAGAAGGCGCAGAGGUCGUCCUCCUCACAGAUUGAAGGCUCAGGGCUCCACAAUGCUGCCUGAGACUCAAGGACUCCGUAUGGUGGGCGCAGGGCAUGCAGUUCUUAGUUCACAGGAUCAGCCCUUGCUUGAAGAGGAAGCUUCAGUGGAGGAGCCCAUGUCUGUGAGCACUGGGUUGCAGGUUCCAGGGCAGACUUCUGGCUGUUGUUGUGCCCCUGAUCUCCAAUUCCUGGGUUCCCCACUAGACUCUCAGAAUCCUAUGCACCCUGGUUCCUGCUUGCAGUCCCUGGACAGCCUUCCAACUGAUCUUCCUGAAGUUUCCUUACUGACUGCUUCUAACAUAGAUAUGCCUUUGGUAAAGUUCUCCAGGAAAACUGCUGGCAACAGCAUCAACCCUGGAAACCUGGGUGAAGUGGAAAGGAUGGAGCACUCUUAUUCCUCUCCAAUCCUGGAUUCAGCAGAUGUUGCCAGAAACCUUUUGCAACUGACUCACUUCCACUGGAUGUAAUGCUACACAAAGCCAACCCAGGAACUGCCUAUGUUCACUA